Molecule: messenger RNA, 453 nt
Organism: Gongylonema pulchrum
Lineage: Eukaryota; Metazoa; Nematoda; Chromadorea; Rhabditida; Gongylonematidae
Source: the annotation of a GenBank genome assembly
AUGAACGUAUGCCAGUACAACAACUGCGGGCUGCAUUUCGCGAAUUUGCACGAUUUGCUGCAGCAUAUCGAGGAAACUCAUAUUGGUCCCAUUGAGGAAGAGAUGAAGAAGAAGGAGGCAAUGGCGAUGAAUGCGGCGGGUGGUGACGAAUCUAUGAAAUCUGCGCCCGUCCCUACAGCAUUCCCUCUGAGUACCGAUCUCAGGUUAUUUCCAGUGCUUCCAGAGCAAAAAGCGAAGCCAAUAAAGUAUGAGCCGUUCAGAUUGCAAUUUUGUCAUUACAGGUACUCAACCUUAGCUCUCAAAGAAAAUUUGUUUUCGAAUCAAAAACAAAUGCUCAAUCUGCCUUCGUCCAGGAAGAUUUUUGUUUUGGCUUCUCUCUGUCUCUCUUCCUUCAGAAAUAGGAAAGGGACUGAAGACCACAAUGAAAUGACAGGACAACCAGUAGGCCAAUGA